Carlito syrichta (Philippine tarsier) is the source of this 1578-nucleotide messenger RNA. RefSeq names its product putative neuroblastoma breakpoint family member 5. Lineage: Eukaryota; Metazoa; Chordata; Mammalia; Primates; Tarsiidae. The record is from RefSeq and is a predicted model, not a curated record.
AUGUGUUUGGGUUUCUUCUCCUCAGUCCCUGUCCUCUCUACCUCUUCUGCUACCAUGAACAGCAUGGCAGUUUCUGUCAUAUCUUUGGCCAGACAAAGAGCAAAAGCAAACUUUACAGGAAACAAGAAGGAAUUGAACGCAGAGCUGGUAAACACAAAACAGCAGUUACGUGACCUAAAAGAAAAGCUACUGAUCUCAGAACCCACUGUCUAUACCCUGGCCAACCAGCUGCAGCAGUACAAGUGUGAGGAGUACAAAGAUUUAUUGGAGUCCGUGCUGGGGGAAGAGCUGCAGUUCCUGGAGGGGGAGCCAGUGCAGAAGCCCAGGCAAGCUGAAGAGCUCAGGGACUACAGAUUCCUAAUUAAAACUCAGGCAAAAGAGCUAACACAGCUAAGGGAUAAGUUACCUGAUGGGAGAGAUGCCUCCUUCUCACUCUUUGAGCAUCUCAAGCUCCUCCUCAGUCAUGGUGACCCUGAUGACUACCAGAGGGAGAACCUCCGAGAGCCACUGGCUGAGGGAUUCAGGCUGGCAAAGUGCCUCAUCUGCAAACUCAGGCCAGAAAAUGAAGAUGAUGAAGAGGUUGAAGAUACACCCAGCUGGCUCAGCACAGUACUACGGGAAACUGAAGAAAAGAAAGACCAUCAGGACUCAAUGGAGGAAUGUUCUUCCACUUGUUCCAUUUGUUACGACCUAUCCGACUCUGAUCACCAUCACAGUAACUGCAAAUCUCCAUCUAAGAAACAGGAAGUUGAUUCUUCUGUGGAUGUAAACAGUGAACAUUCUCAUUAUCAAGGGGAAGAAGCUCUGAACAUUCUUACAGACAAUCCAAAUGAUCAUGAGAAACAUGAAGGGCAACAGUCAGUGGCCUCCAGGAAGCUGCAGGAAUCAGAAGAGAAGAAAGUCCUGCAGGACUCACAGGAGGAAUGCUUUUUGACUUCUAGUCACCAUGACUUGCCUGAGUCACACCAGCCUUGUGCAAGCACCUCCUUUGAAUCUGAGAAAUGGGAAAUCUGCUCUGCUCAGGAUGUAACCAGUGAAUACCCUACUUCUAAUGGGUAUAAUACUCCAACUGGCUUCUCAGGAAAUCUAAAUGAUGCCAAAGGUCUGGAAGACCAAGUCCAAGCAUUCACCCGGCUCAAUGGUGAACUGGCAGAGAUGCAAGUAAAUGAAUGUCCCCAGGAGUCACUGAGUGGAUGUUACUUAACCCCCUCGAUAUUUCCAGACCCAUUGAGUUGCCACCACUUUUGUAAGAGCAGCCCGAACUCCGUGGACAGGCAGCAAGUCGGCUUGGCUCUUAAUGUAGGCCAAAUUUUGGAUGAUCACUGGGAGGAAGAAGACCAAGACCCACCAUGUCCCAGGCUCAGCAGGGACCUACCAGAGGUGGAAGAGCAGGACGGCCCCAGUGAUUCACUGGAUGAGCGUUACCUGAUUCCUUCAAUUCACCAUGACCUGUCUGACUCUCACCAGCCAGAUAGCAGCACCUUGUAUUCGUCUGAGGAACAGCAAGCCUGCUCUUCCCCGGAUGUACCCUGGUUUUUGCUCUCAGUGGGCUAUCCUGGAGCCCUUGUAAAGCUUUAG